Molecule: messenger RNA, 1956 nt
Organism: Desarmillaria tabescens
Lineage: Eukaryota; Fungi; Basidiomycota; Agaricomycetes; Agaricales; Physalacriaceae
Exons: 18
Biological process (GO): carbohydrate metabolic process
Source: RefSeq, a predicted model, not a curated record
CCGGUGUAUAACAGAAUUCCAACGGGAGCGAUCAAACCAGCUGGAUGGGCCUUGGAUCAAGGUAAUGUCCAGGCGGAGGGUCUCGCCGGACAUCUGAUGGACUUCGACAGCUACGUCAACGGUUCAAUUUGGGUAGAGGGAGGCUCCAUUGAGUACAGUGCGAUGCACGAAUCAGCCCCGUAUUGGUUCAACGGCAUGGUGGCGCUGGCUUUUCAACUUGAAGAUAAACGCCUCUUGGGUCAAGUCCGUGCAUUCUUGGAUUGGACUCUAGACCAUCAAGGCGAUGAUGGUUGGAUUGGUCCCGAAGCCCUCGACGGGUCAUCGGAUGAUGUUCCCCGUCUGACAUGGCCCCGUUAUCUUGUUUUAAUGGGACUCGUUCAAUAUGCCGAAGCGGACCCUUCCCAAACCGAACGGAUCGUAGACGCCAUGCACAAAUUUAUCACACUUGUUCAUAGUACCUGGGCGUCCGGCUCGGAAGGCGAUCCUGAAGACGGCUUCCAGUUUGAGUAUCAAUAUGUGAGAUGGGAAGAAUUGGUCUACUCCUUACAAUGGUUAUAUGAUAACUAUCCCAACGGUCGGGAAGAUAUCUUAAUCGAGACGAUGCAACUCGUCAGAGACUCGGGAUUUUCCUGGAAAGACGACUGGUAUACGGAGGCCAGUUUCGCAAAGGAAGCAGUGACAUCCUUCUUUUCAUACACUAACCCAGUCUCACGGAGAACUCAUCAAAAAAACUCACCCUGCAGGCAUGGUGUGAACAACGCAGAAGCCCUCAAGUCUGAGGCGUUGGCGUAUCGGUUUACGGGUGAUCCGACAGACGUUCAGAGCACUUUUGACCGGCUCGAUAUGAUUUAUCAGUACCACGGGCGCGCCUCUGGUACCUUUUCAGCCGACGAGCAUCUCGCUGGUCUGGGUCCUUCUCGUGGAACUGAGCUGUGCACCGUAGUGGAACAAAUCUUCUCGCUUGCGACGAUCUACCAAAUAUUUGGCAACAAUUCUUUGGCCGACCGCGCGGAGAGAAUAGCUUAUAAUGCAUUACCCGCCGGAAUAAUGCAUGAUUGGUGGUUCAAUCAAAUUUGGGCCCAGGAAAUGGACCCAUCGCCAUGGGGUAAUAAUGGUCCUAGGUCAAACAUCUUCGGGUUCGAGCCGAAUUACCCAUGUUGUACCGCCAAUCAUCCGCAAGGGUACCCAAAAUUCUGGGCUCAUGCUUUCAUGACCGAUCCAGCGGAUGACGGACUGCUUCAUGUUUUUCUGGGACCGUAUACGUAUUCCGGAAUCAUUGGCGCGUCCAACCAAGUUGAUGUUGUGGUUGAUACCAUUUAUCCGUUCAAUAACACACUCAAGUACCAAAUCGCGGCGAGCGAAUCACUGGUUUUCAAGAUCCGUAUACCAGAUUGGGCCACGAAAGAAAGUGUGAUAUCGGUGAACGGGGAGGAGGCGACGACCCUGACGCCUGACGAUGCGAAUUUCCAGGUCGUUGAGCUUUCGGAAGGGUCAUCGACGAUAGUGCUUUCCCUUCACGCUGUCCUUGAUAUCGAAAAACGGUUCAAUGAUGCCGUCGCCAUCAACUACGGGGCGCUUAACUAUGCAAUAGAACUAUCUUACAACGAUACGGUUACUGAGGGAUUACGGUACGGUUCUUACGAUAAUCACACCAAGGACCACACGCUGCUGCCUACCACAGAAUGGCGUCUCGCUAUUGAUCCUUCUACUAUUGAGAUCGUCGAUCGUUCUUCCGAGGUGUCUAACUUACCGUUCUACGUCUGGGCUCCCGGUUCUCAGCCUAUCACCAUGAUUGCGACUGCAUGCCAGAUCGACUGGGAAAUUUCUAGUGGAACAGCCGCCUCCCCCCCUCAAAGUCCAAACGCUUGUACCAGCGAUACCUUCGAAGUCAAGCUUGUCCCAUUUGGGGCUGCGAAGCUCCGCCUGGGGGAGAUUCCGACGAUGAUCAUAGCCUGA